Molecule: messenger RNA, 1125 nt
Organism: Spirodela intermedia
Lineage: Eukaryota; Viridiplantae; Streptophyta; Magnoliopsida; Alismatales; Araceae
Source: the annotation of a GenBank genome assembly
AUGGCCGCCAGCGGGUGGCUGCGCGGUCCGGCCAUUGGACAGGGCUCCACCGCAACGGUCUACCUCGCCACCACCACCACCUCCUCCUCCUCCGCCGCUGGCCGAACGCAGCAGACCUUCGCCCUAAAGUCGACGGAGCUCUCCCGGUCCACCUCCCUGCAGAGAGAGCACGCGAUGCUCUCUUCUCUCAGCAACCCCCACCUGGUCGCCUCCCUCGGCGCCACCAUCACUUCCGAGCCCGGCGGCAGGAUCUUCUUCAACCUGGCCAUGGAGUACGUCCCCGGCGGCGACCUCUCGGAGGAGAUCAAGCGCAGCGGACCACUCGACGAGCCCGCCGUCAGAGGAUACACCAGGGGGAUCCUCUCCGGCCUGGCUUACCUCCACUCCGCCGGAAUCGCCCACUGCGACGUCAAGGGGGAGAACAUCCUCCUCCUCGGCUCCGGUGGCGACGCCACCGUGAAGAUCGCCGACCUGGGUUGCGCCAGGUGGGUCGACGGAGGCGACGAAGCCAUCUCGGGUACUCCGCUGUACAUGCCGCCCGAGGUGGCCAGAGGGGAGCAGCAGGGGGCGGCGGCGGACAUAUGGGCUCUCGGGUGCACGGUCGUGGAGAUGAUGACGGGGAAGCGGGCGUGGCCCAACGUGACCGACCCAGUCGCCGCCAUGCACAGAAUCGCCUUCUCCGGCGACGUGCCGGAAUUCCCCCCCAACGUCUCCGGAGAGGCCGUGGACUUCUUGGGGAGGUGCCUCCGGAGGGAACCAGAGGAACGGUGGUCGGCGGAGGAGCUGCUUCGUCAUCCUUUCGUCAACUGUGAGGGCCAGUUCGCCGCCGGUGGGUCGUCGGGACCGGAGACGAAAGCUUCUCCCAGGAGCGCUCUCGAUUGGGGAUUCUGGGUAGCGGAAGAGGAGGAACCGGAGGUGGAGGAGGGGCUUCCGGCCAACCCCCAUGCUGAGGAUUUCUCCUCGGAUUCUAUGGCCGAGCGUCUACGACGACUGACAAGCUGCGGCGUUCCACUCUCUCCUGCGCCUGAUUUUCUUCCAUGGGAGGAGAGCUCGUGGAUGACAGUGAGAAGUGCAGUCGAAGUCGUCGUCGGCGCGGCGAGUAGUCUCCUUUUCCGACACCGGUGA